Molecule: messenger RNA, 525 nt
Organism: Rhipicephalus sanguineus (brown dog tick)
Lineage: Eukaryota; Metazoa; Arthropoda; Arachnida; Ixodida; Ixodidae
Exons: 4
Coding region: 1-525 (174 amino acids)
Source: RefSeq, a predicted model, not a curated record
AUGUCGGAGGGCGACGGCAACGCGGCGCUGCUGUGGCUUCUGCAGAUCGCCUGGGAGAGCACUAUGUUGGCCAUGGGCCAGGUAGCACUCAUCUCCGUGAUCGAGGCGAGUGGUGGCCUGGACGUCGUGCUCAAGUAUCUCGACUUCUGUUUGCUGGCCUCGGUGUGGCGACUGGCGAACGACAUCGUCGAGAACGAGCCGCGGCUCGACUUAUUCGUCAACAACGCCGGUCGCACGGAGCCCUUUCAACAGACGCUGGAUUAUAGAGGACCAUACAGAGCGACCACUUGCACCACUACACGCACAGCCGCGCGUACCGCCUUUAAGCUGUACAACGUGUACUUCGCCCACGAGAUGACCGACAAGCUGCGCGGUGAGCGGGUCACCGUCAAUGCACUCCACCCGGGUCUGCUCAAGUCGCGCUCCUUCCGCGAGCCGGCCACCACGUACUUCUUGAAGUUCCUGUGGAGGAAGAGGAGGGCCGGCGGUCGUAGCAGCUGCUACUGCUAUGGCUGCCGCUCGUAG